This is a messenger RNA of Ambispora gerdemannii, 2091 nucleotides long. The record is from the annotation of a GenBank genome assembly. NCBI's taxonomy places the organism in Eukaryota, Fungi, Glomeromycota, Glomeromycetes, Archaeosporales, Ambisporaceae.
AUGUCAAAAACAAUAAAAGAUGUACCGAAAGAAGCACAACCAUAUAUGCGGCUUCGCGCUCUAGUCGACUCUAAGAAAUACACUUUAAAACAAUUCUCUGCUGAGUGGGCUCUUUACCAUGCAGGUCUUCAUUGGCAAGAGGGGCUUUUACUAUACAGUAAAAUUGCUGUUGUCGCCCAACCUAGCAAUGAUCCUUCUACUUCAAAAGAAAAAGACGAGAAUCAAGCGCUUUUAGAUAGUUCUCUCGCGUACUUAUUUAAAGCUAUAAUUUUAUCGGAAAACAUUUCCUUUAUCUCGGCUUCGGCGUAUCUUGUUCCUUCGUUAUUCCUCGAGGAGAAACCGUUAAAUACACAAAUCGGUCGUAUUAUACAAACUGUGAGUGGAAUUGGAUCACAUAUUGGCGCAAUGCCUGAUGCCAAAUUCACGUCGUUAAUGUGGGAGUUACUAACUAAACUCGAAGCAAGUGAUACCGAUAUGGAACAAGCAUUGACUCUCUUCACCAAAAGUAUAAUGUCUAUAUUUUUAUGGGCAGAAAGUAUAAAACUAGAAGAACAAGUACGUUUAUUCCAACGUGGGAUAAUAUUUAUCGCUGCUAUGCGGAAAUUAUUAGCCUUGAAAUUACCAGAUUUUAUCGCAGGAUUCGCAAUUCAAGCGUUGAAUGGGAUCCCGGUAUCGACUGUGAUAGAGGGAAAACCAUUGCCAAGUUUGACGGCGAAAACACAAUUGUCGGAUACUGUGCGUGAAAAGAUUCUGAAAAAAGCUAUGGAAAAUGAGAACUUAAGUUUUUUGUUGAGCCUAGAGUUAAUUUCCGUAAUGUAUUUUCGAUCAGGUUCUGUGUUGUUAAAGAUGGACGGGGUGAAGCCUGAGGCUGUGAAGGUUACUUUACAAUGGGCUCUUGAUUUAUUGGAUGCAAGCAAAAACCCGGAAUUUGCUAUAUCUCCGUCUUUAUCUUCAUCUAAAACAAUAUCAGUCGAAAACGAUAAUGAAAAUAAUAAAGACUCUAAUCUAAAUUCUACAAAUAAACAGUCACCAUCUUUAGUUUUAUCUAUACCUAUUCACACACUUUAUCGGUCAGAUUAUUUAUAUUAUCUUUGUGGCGCGAUAUUUAAUCUUAAACAAUACCAACAAGCAAAAUGGAAAUAUCUAGACGUGGCAAAAGCGGGACGUGAUCAAAAUCGUGUGACAGCACUCGAGGCUUUAUACAGUGUUCCGAUGUGUAUUGCUUUGGGUGCUGAUAGUGUAAAAGAUCCAACAACAUUUGACGUGGAAGAAUUUCGAAAAGCUGCCAAGGAACCCGAUUCAUUGUAUAAUGAGUUGAAGGAGGAAGGCAUUUGGUUGGAGAUGCUCGAGUCUAAUCAGAAAAAUUUGAUUAUACAAUUACUUGAAUCUCUACCGGAAAAAGGAUCUUCCCCGAUAUUAUUAAUGGAAGGGACAGACUCUGAUGAAUCUCGAGAUUUCUCUUUUUUGCCACAAGAUUCUAUAUCAUCAGAGCAAUCAUCACCAUCAAAAAAUAAUUCGAAAAAAAAUACGACUUCAGAAACUUUAAAAAAUGUCGAACAAAAUUCAAGGAUAACACUUGUUAAAUGUGCUCAUUGUCAAAAAGCGGAUCCAGCUAUGCAGUGCCCGUGCAAACAGAAAGCCGUUGAAACUCUUGGUAUCGAAAGACGAAACCAAUACCUAUACUUGAACGAAUUGAGUGGAUCCUCAUCUGUAAUCAGCGCUAUGGAGAAGAAUCUCCGAAUCAGUUCUAACGUCACGUCAGACGAAACUCGAGAUCAAGAUAUGGUGGACGCGGAAUAUGAAAAUGAAACUCCAAAUGAUCCUGACAUCGAUAAUACUACCAAAUUGGACACUGUUACUAGAAGCACUUUGCCACUUAAACGCAUUAGGGAAGAGCCAGAGAAAAUCUCCGACGAUAAAUCAUCUAAUAAAAAAGCGAAGCAUUCUAAGGGAGGGUCUCACAUUGAAAACUUAUCAAAGAGUUAUCCGAUGUACCAAAAGAUUCGUCUCAGCCACCACCAUAUAUACCCACAUCGCAGAUUGAUACAACAAACCCUGAAGCAUUUAUUUCUAUAUAUCACAAUAUUAUAA